ACAGGCAUUAUGCCUUUUCGCUAAUGCCCGGCCCCUCUCUCCUGCUUCUUGUCUCUGAAUAUAAAUACGCCCAACGACCCCGAUAAGAAUUCACCUACCACUCUUCCAGUCAUCUAACUCUAUCCCACCUACUUUAUAAUCAUUCCUGAGCCCUCUUUCCUCCAACAACACCUAAACCUUCCUACUUCCUACUUCAACUCCUUCUCCCAACAUUGAACCUACAUUGCGACCCCACAUUCCCAACAAAUUCUAGAACUUCGUUCCACAACAUACCAACAUUCAAAAUGGUUGGAACAAAAAAGGCGGUUCACUUCGGUGCCGGAAACAUUGGUAGAGGUUUCGUUGCUGAGUUGUAUGUAUCUUCCCCAUCGUCAAACUGUCUGGCAUUCCUGCUGUUCGGGAACGACAAACACCCUGCGAUAUACUAACAAACGCUACAGUCUUCACAAGUCCGGCUAUGAAGUCGUCUUCUGUGAUGUUAUGGAUGGUCUGAUCGAGUCUCUCCAGAACAACAAGUCAUAUAAAGUCAUCCAAGUCGGCGCUGAAGGAAAUUCGGAGAGCACAAUCAUGAAUUACCGAGCGAUAAACUCCAAGACAAACGAAGCCGAUGUCAUUAACGAAAUCACAACUGCGGAUGUUGUAACUUGCUCUGUUGGCCCAAAUAUCCUCAAGUUCAUCGCUCCUGUCAUUGCCAAAGGAAUCGACGCGAGACCCAAUGAUGCAACUCCCCUUGCAGUUAUUGCAUGCGAAAACGCCAUUGGCGCAACCGAUACCCUCGCAGAACACGUCAAGCACGAGAAAAACACCUCUCCUGAUCGAUUAGAAGAUCACCAUGAGCGCGCUCGAUAUGCCAACUCGGCUAUUGAUCGUAUCGUGCCUGCACAAGACCCAAAGGCUGGAUUGGAUGUCAAAUUGGAGAAAUUCUACGAAUGGGUCGUUGACCGAACUCCAUUCCAGGACCAUGCCGUACCAUCUAUUGAUGGCAUCAAAUGGGUCGAUGACCUCUUUCCAUACAUUGAGCGAAAGCUGUUUACCGUCAACACUGGCCACGCCGCUGCGGCCUACCACGGAUAUUACCACCAAAAGACCACCGUCUAUGAUGCUUUGCAAGAUCCUGUCAUCAUCGCCGAAGUCCGAAAAGCUUUGGCUGAGACGAGUACUAUGAUAGUUGGUAAACACGGAAUCCAAGAACAAGAACAACAGGACUAUGUCAACAAAAUCAUCACCCGCAUCGGCAACCCUCAUCUUGAGGAUGCUGUUGAGCGUGUCGGUCGAGCACCACUUCGAAAACUCAGCCGCAAAGAGCGAUUCAUCGCACCGGCUACUGAGCUCGCGGAAGAGGGCAAGGAAUUCUCAGCUCUUCUCGAUGCCGCUGAGAUGGCAUUCCGUUUCCAGAACGUUGAGGGAGAUGAAGAGAGUUUUGAACUCGCAAAGAUCAUGGCCGAGAAUUCUCCAGAGCAGGUGGUAGAAAAGGUUUGUGGUCUGACGACGAAGGACAAAAUCUUCCCUCAUGUGGUUGAGGUUGUCAAGAAGGUCCAGGUCGAUGCAUAGAGUGGGGUAUUGAUUCUGCGGGUAAUUCACAGGCGAAAAGGGUUGACUUUUGAGCGUUUUUAUGGCGAUAUUUGGAGGCAUUGUUGGGUUAACAUGCUUGGACAUUUGGUCUUGAUCAGGGAAUCAAGAUGAAUGAAAAGAACUUGAAAAAUUCUUGUGAUGACUUACGAUCUUUACAAUGUAUAAUAGCCGUCAACGUGAAGUUCAUUGCAUACUAAGAAACA
Molecule: messenger RNA, 1775 nt
Organism: Hymenoscyphus albidus
Lineage: Eukaryota; Fungi; Ascomycota; Leotiomycetes; Helotiales; Helotiaceae
Source: the annotation of a GenBank genome assembly